GCUCGCUUCCUCCACGUACCCCCAUCAACCACCGCCAACCCAACUAUAAAUCCCACCAUCCCUCUUCAUCCAUCUCUCUAAUAUCACUCCUUUCUCUCUCUAGACUCAUAGAUUCCAUUAACAAUGCGUAUGAGUUGCAAUGGCUGUCGAGUUCUCCGAAAGGGUUGCAGUGAAAACUGCAGCAUCAGGCCUUGUUUGCAGUGGAUCAAGUCGCCGGAAUCUCAAGCUAACGCCACCGUGUUUCUUGCCAAGUUCUAUGGACGUGCUGGACUCAUGAACCUUAUCAACGCCGGCCCUGAACACCUUCGUCCUGCGAUAUUCAGGUCACUUUUAUACGAGGCUUGUGGUCGGAUUGUGAACCCGAUUUACGGGUCUGUUGGGUUGUUGUGGUCGGGGAGCUGGCAGCUUUGUCAGAAUGCGGUGGAGGCGGUUCUUCAAGGUUCUCCGAUUACCCAAAUCGCGUCGGACACGGCGGAGACGAACAACGGACCGCCGUUGAAGGCGUAUGACAUCCGUCAUAUUAUGAAGGACGAGAACUCCGGCGGAUCAAACGAGCUUCACCGAGUCAGGACGCGUUGCCGGUUCAAGAGAUCUGCGGCGAAAGGGAAAGCGAGCCGCGUCUGGAUCGGGUCCAGCGAGGAGGAAUCUGGUGUGAUCGAGCAUAACAACGACUUGUCGAGCCACGAGUCAGCCCUGAGCCAUCAAUCGGAGGCGGCGCAUGCGGUGGAGGGCGAGAGCCGUGAGAUAGUAGAGGAAAGCUUGGCUUCCGUCGAGACUCCACCGUCGAAGAAACAUGUUGAAACUGAAGCCGAGAACAUCGAACUAGAGCUGACCCUUGGCUACGAGCCGGUUGAUAGGUCUAAAGGCAAAGAAGUAACUGUAAGUGCAGCUUUUGAUAACUCCGGCACCGGAGUUGGCAUCAGCAGUGUUGAUCUGAGACUAGAUUAUCCGGCGUAAUGGUAUGAUACUCCGGCGACUCAGUUUUGACGGUGAAGAUGUAGGGUGGUCUUUUCUUUUAGUUUUUUAAUUUUUCUUUUUGGCCUAAUCAGGAAAGUUAUGUACAAUUGUGAAUGGAAAUGGGAUGAAAAAGGUCAAAAUAGGCCAUGUUUGGUUGUUUCGUGUAUCUUAAAAUGGCUUUUUUU
This is a messenger RNA of Cynara cardunculus var. scolymus (artichoke), 1142 nucleotides long. RefSeq names its product LOB domain-containing protein 41-like. Gene Ontology annotation, biological process: regulation of gene expression. The record is from RefSeq and is a predicted model, not a curated record. Lineage: Eukaryota; Viridiplantae; Streptophyta; Magnoliopsida; Asterales; Asteraceae. The coding region runs from base 124 to 957 and encodes 277 amino acids. The transcript is spliced from 2 exons.